AUGAAGCCGAUUGUGCUGAGCUUUCAGAUUCCGUCGAUGCGGGACGCGUGCAAGGCGAACGCGCGGCGCAGCAGUGAGGCUGCCGCGGCUGCACAGACGCUGGUGGUUCCCUACCCGAAUGGCAAGUUCACCUUGCAGAUCAGUGGCAUUCACGCGCGGCUUGGACCGACGAAAACAUCCGCUUGCACGAGCAAUGGGGCCUGCAAACCUAGGCAGAAGCAACAGCACACAGGGAGAAUGCCGUCAUCUCUCUCUUCGGACAGUGGUCUAGCGGCUGAUAUCGUCGUGCACGCGCACGUCUGUGGGGAGGUGAACUGCGCGCCGAGGUCGUACGUCGUCGCUGUGAUUCCGCUGCGGUUUGGCGGCACGGCUACUCCCCCCCUCUCAGGCCCUGCGCCCUCGUCUUCAGUCCCAUCGACGUCCGUUGGUACUGUGACGCUGCCGUCCGCACCGUAUGACAAGCGCGUUAUCAACGCACAGGCUCGCAUGGCACACCGUGGUGUCAUGGCACCCGUGUUCACCUCUGCCUUCGCGAGGCUGGACUUGCGCACGCAGGUGGAGCGGGUGCGACUGAGCUUCACUGUCGUUCCCUGUGGCAGGCCCGCUGAGGGUGGCGCGGUUGCCAACGGCGUGGGCCACGCACACGCAGGUAAGCGACUGCGCGAGGAGGCUGGCAAGGGUGCUGGCGACGCGGAGUCCGCGGCGCCGCUGGACUGCGCUAUCGACGUGACGGUGGUGGGCACGGUGUCCGCUAUUGCGUAG
Leishmania braziliensis MHOM/BR/75/M2904 is the source of this 762-nucleotide messenger RNA. RefSeq lists its product as hypothetical. The transcript has a single exon. NCBI's taxonomy places the organism in Eukaryota, Euglenozoa, Kinetoplastea, Trypanosomatida, Trypanosomatidae. The coding region runs from base 1 to 762 and encodes 253 amino acids. The record is from RefSeq and is a predicted model, not a curated record.